Molecule: messenger RNA, 2078 nt
Organism: Neoarius graeffei (lesser salmon catfish)
Lineage: Eukaryota; Metazoa; Chordata; Actinopteri; Siluriformes; Ariidae
Gene: paip1
Product: poly(A) binding protein interacting protein 1
Exons: 11
Coding region: 160-1491 (443 amino acids)
Biological process (GO): regulation of translational initiation
Molecular function (GO): protein binding; translation activator activity; RNA binding
Source: RefSeq, a predicted model, not a curated record
UAGUUGUAGUUGUAGCAGGCUGAGGAGAAGCAGAGCGAGCCGCAGUGUCGGAGCGGAAAUGCGCGCUGGCGGAGCGGAGAGAGAGAGAGAGAGAGAGAGAGAGCAGCACUCCUCGGAUGGUGAUCGCGCUCCCAGGCAGUCAGUGACAGUGCGGCAGUGAUGGCGGAGAAGCAGGCGGAGGGCUUUGACCGCGCUCCCGGGGCGGGCCGGAGCCGGGGGAAGUCUAGCGGGCCUGGGCAUGCAGACAGCAGGGCAGCCCGGGAACCCGAGCUCGCAGACGGAGAGGCGCUGUUUACCCGCUGCCAGGCUCUCAGACAGCCGCGGAGCCCCGCUGACAGCAGCAGAGCGUCCACAUCGUCGUCCAGCUCGUCCCUCAGUAACAGCAGCAGUGCAGCAGCAGUAAAAACUCGUCCUGGUCAGACUGCAGUGUCCGAGUCCAGACUGUCAGCACACGCCCCCGAGUUCAUCCCCUCCUCCUACACACCUGUCCAGGAUGAUGUGUAUGAGGAGGACGGCUACGACAGUUACUACUCUGAGCUGUCUCUGGCGGAUCUGGUACAGGACAUCCUCAGCCACCUGAACUCGUCCCCAGGCUCGUUCGAGACGGACAUCGGGAACAUCACGGCCACGCUGAACCACUGGGUGACCACCGAGGAGACGCUGCAGGAGCUGGUCGAACUCAUCUUCACACAGUCCACUUCGAUGCCCAACUUCACCUACACCGGCGCGCGACUCUGUAACUACUUGUCUCAUCAUCUCACACUGAGUCCAGUCAGCAAAAACUUCCGGCAGCUGCUGCUCCAACGAUGUCAGACUGAGUAUGAACAGAGACAGCAGGCCCUGAUGGGUGAUGAGGAAACUGAGAGGAAGUUUCACACUUAUGUUCUGUUUCUGGGAGAACUCUACCUGAACCUGCAGGUGAAGAGUGGGAAGGGCACCAUGUCCCGAGCUGAGGUCCUCCUGGGUGCGCUGAAGGACCUGAUGGACACGCUCAUCUCUCACCCCAAAGACAGAAACCUCAUCUGUGCCAUCAAGCUGCUGAAGCUCACAGGUUCAGUUUUGGAGGACGCAUGGAAGCAGAGUGGAAAGUCCCACAUGGACGAGCUGAUCCAGAAAAUUGAAGGCAUCUUACUGGACGCUCAGUGCAGCCGUGAUGUAAGACAGAUGUUGUUGAAGCUGGUGGAGUUGAGAUCCAGUAACUGGGGAAGAGUUCAAGUAGCCGCAGCAUACAGUGAGGCCACGCCCGACAACGACCCCAACUACUACAUGAAUGAACCCACUUUCUACACCGCAGACGGAACUCCGUUCACAGCUGCUGACCCAGAUUACUCUGAGAAAUACCAGGAGAUUUUAGAGCGAGAGGAUUACUUCCCAGAGUUCUAUGAGGAGAAUGGGAAUGAAGUGCCCUAUGGUGAGGAGGACGAGAUGGAGCCGGAGAUUGAGGAGGCCUUUGAGAAGUUCUGCCUGGAAACGGAGAGACAAAAACCCUAAAAACUUUAAAGUGCUGAAGCGUCUGCUCUCGCCGUCACCACGAGCUCCACACGUCCCCUUCCUUCUGUUUUAGAUCAUUGCACGUAAAGAGCGGCCCGGCUGUAGAGAUUUCACCCUGGCUGGAGCUCCUGUCGGCUGGUGGGCGAGCGCUGACCGCCGUGUGUGUGUGUGGAAGAGAAGCGAGCGGUUUGCAGUGAGGUUUUAUUUCUUCAGUGAGCGAUGUUUAGAGAGUAAUAAGAGGAGAAAUGGAGGAGAGAGAGUUUGGCUUUUAGGAUGCAGGUUUGAUGAUUUUCAGUGUUUUAUUGUUUUUCUCUCUUUUUUUUCUGUCCGGUUCGUUUGGAACCUUUUUAAAGAGUUUUACAGAUUUCACUUCACUUCUCUGAGGGAACUUUAGAUUCCUGAGUCCUGGGAUACGAUCUCAGUGAAGGACGGAUUCAGGAGGUGUGAUGUUCAGCACUAUACACACACACACACACACACACACACACACACACACACACACACACACAGAUGAAUGUUUAUUUUGUUAGAGUAUUGUAAAUAUCACUUAUCGCAUCGUUGGCCUGCAAUAAAUCUUUAUAACAGCU